CUCAACUGUACGAGGAUUUUCCAUAGAAAAAGACAUUAGCUAAGGGAAGUUAGGUCAACAAUCAAACCAGAGACGGACCUGUUUCAGGGAAAGGUGACGUUAUGAAGUUGCUGUUCAUUGCAGUAUUAUUGAGCUUUACUUCCAGUAUAUUCACAGAAUCAUCAACCGCUCCAGAAAUCGCAGGAAAUGAUCCAAUCGUGCUCCCUACAGGAACAUUCUCUCAGCAAGAAGUAAACGGCCUGAACGAACAUAAUCGCUUUCGUGCGAUACAUGAUGCGCCACCCAUGAGUCUUGAUCGUGAAAUGUGCGAUUCCGCUGCCCAGUGGGCCAAAUACAUCGCAGAACAAGGCUCUCUUAAACAUUCAACUGAAGAUCAGAGGCCAAACCAAGGGGAGAACCUAUCCAUGGGAUGCUCCUCAGACAAAGCUCAAACAGUAAAGGAGGCCGUCACAAACUGGUAUAACGAGGUUUGUACUCCCGGCUACUAUGGACUGGGCGAGUUAGAGACUGGGCCCAGUAAAGCAGGGCACUUUUCGCAGGUUGUCUGGAAAGAGAGUACCAAGCUUGGGAUCGGUCGCGCAGAGAUUGAGCAAAAUGGAAUGAAGUGUGCGUACAUCGUUGGCAGAUACAAUCCGCCCGGAAAUGUUCAGGAAUCCUAUAAACAGAAUGUUCUCAAAGGGUCUUUUAACCGAGAAGUCUACUGCCCAACAGCAGUGAAAAAAGAUGAGAUGAGAACGGAUUAACCCUAUCAGAGGGUGGCCUACUGCUAUCAUUUCAAGGAAAAAUAAUGGGUCCAAUCAUUUUCCUUGUUGCUACAUAAUCAUUGGAGUGUAUGAUGAUAAAUCACACCUACGAUGGCGUAGAACAUCCCAAGCUACAUGUACACUUGCAAAAAUUUCUGGCCAGACAUUGCCAAGACUGACAGACUUGUGGUUACUUAUUAACCGUGUGGUAACAGUUUGAAAGCGCGCUCAGCUAGGCCUUUAUAGAUUAUGCUAGUAAAAGUAGCAUGUUAUGCUAGUAGCACUGCUUUCUUUAGGCAAAAUUAUGCUAAAAUUUUUGCGAAAUUUUGAUUGUCGAAGCUAAGAAAGUAUCAUUCAUUAUCAUAUUGAAAACAAAACCUCAUUAAAAUUGCUUUCAACGCACUUGGUGGCAGGCGU
Molecule: messenger RNA, 1160 nt
Organism: Stylophora pistillata
Lineage: Eukaryota; Metazoa; Cnidaria; Anthozoa; Scleractinia; Pocilloporidae
Product: Golgi-associated plant pathogenesis-related protein 1
Cellular component (GO): extracellular region
Source: RefSeq, a predicted model, not a curated record